AGAAGCUUAUAGGGUUAACAUUUGCGCCACGCUUCUAUUGUCUUGAAGUUUGACGAAAAAACAGAACAUGGAAAAGGGCUUCUUCGAGUUUUUUCAUCCUAAAAACAGCUCAGAGAGGCUGAAAAUCCCCACAGCUUAUAUGGAUUACAAGAAUGGAAAGUUACCUAGGAAGGUUUCUCUUAGGGAUCGGUUUGGAAAUAUGUGGCCUAUAGAAGUGGCCAGAAUAGGAAAAGAUUCUUAUUUCCAAUACGGAUGGGAGAAAUUCGUCGAGGAGAACAAAGUAAAAUAUGGAGAUUUUUUAAUUUUUGACUAUGAUGAAAAAGGUGUAUUUGACUUCAAACAUAUGGGAACCACUUGUUGUGAAAAGAAAAGAGCCGGAGGUUUAAAAUUGGCUGCAAAGGAGGAGGAAAAAGAAGAAAUAAAUGAUGACCAUCAAAUGAAUGUAGAGCCAGAAGGUAAGUGGCUCAGCGAUAGCAGUAGUCGCUUAUCUGAUAGUGAUGACGACUACAUAGUAGUAGAAGAAGAGGUGGAAGAGGACAAGGAAUAUGAUGUCGUCGAAGAAAAAGUCGAAGAAGUUAAGGCAGAAGAAAAUGAAAGGGCAACAAUAAUUUGCAAGAAAAAGGAUACACGGUCAAGAGGUAGACGUGUGAACGAAGAAGAAGUAGAAAAGGAGGAAGAUGAAGUAGAGACUGAAAAGGCGCCACAUUCAAAAUAUAGACCCGUGGAAGAAGAAAAAGAUACUAAAAAGGCGCCUAGUUCAAAACACAGAUUCAUGGAAGAAGAAGAAGAUGAUGAAGAGGAGCAGGAAGAGGAGAAUGAAAGGGCAAGCAUAUCCAUGAAAGAAAUACUACGUUCAAAAUGCGGAUUUGCGGAAGAGGAAGAUGAGGAAUAUGAAGAAACUGAGGAGGGGAAAGAAGAUAGUGAAAAGGCAAGCAUAUUAAAAGAAAAGGCACCACAUUCAAAACGCAGAUUCACGAAAGAGGAAGAAGAUGAUGAAGAGGAGGAAUGUGACGAAGAGGAAGAGGAAGAAGAGAAUGAAAGGGCUGGCACUUUCAAGAAAAAGGCGUCAUGUUCAAAAGCUGGAUGCAAAAGAGUCUCUGUUCGCAAGGAGAGGUAUUACUAUGAUCAUUAUGGUACAGAAAUAUUCAAAAGUGGACGCGCAACUCAGCCUAAAAAUCCUUACUUUGUAGCGAAAAUACGAGCAGAAAGGAGAAACCAACUAUAUGUUCCGAUUGCUGUGGUGAGAGACAAUAAACUUAAACUCCCUUCAAGCAUGACCAUUCGCUCUGCUGGCAAAGAAUAUGAGACAAAACUCAAGAUUUGGAAGGAUGGUAGAAUAUGGCUACAUGGAGGAUGGCGCAGUUUAUGCAGAUGGAACCUUGUGGAGAAAAAUGAUUGGUGCAUUUGUGAAUUUGUGAGAGGAAAAGGCAAAAAAGGCCUUUACUUGCGAGUUCAAGUUCUUCAUGAGGGAGCAAGUUCCAAUUCCAGCAAAAAAAAAUAAGAAAUAGUUUGGUGCGAUUCAACACAGCAUUUUAGUCUUUAUUGCCUCAAGUGCUAUUAUAAGUUGACAAAAACUGAAGACUUGUCUAGUUUGUAUUGAUAGCUAUGGCAAUUAUUAAGCCAAUUGUCUGGCAUUUAGACUUGAUUAGUUUGUUAAAUAUUGUUGUUUAUUAUAGUACAAGUUUUUAAGACU
This is a messenger RNA of Lycium ferocissimum, 1693 nucleotides long. RefSeq names its product B3 domain-containing protein At5g60140-like. Bases 68 to 1501 code for a protein of 477 amino acids. The record is from RefSeq and is a predicted model, not a curated record. The transcript has 4 exons. Gene Ontology annotation, molecular function: DNA binding. NCBI's taxonomy places the organism in Eukaryota, Viridiplantae, Streptophyta, Magnoliopsida, Solanales, Solanaceae.